Molecule: messenger RNA, 468 nt
Organism: Fusarium vanettenii 77-13-4
Lineage: Eukaryota; Fungi; Ascomycota; Sordariomycetes; Hypocreales; Nectriaceae
Exons: 2
Coding region: 1-468 (155 amino acids)
Source: RefSeq, a predicted model, not a curated record
AUGGCCGUCACAGAUGAGGCUCUGAAAACCGCAGUCGACCAGGUCUACGCCGACCUCAAAGACCAACCCCAGCAUUCCCCCUCGCAAGUCUCCAUCGUCAAACGAAUCAUCGAACUCCACCUCGUCGCAUUCAAAUAUUACGACUUCGAGAGAACCCGACAGCUCGUCGACGAGAACUACAAACAGCAUAGCGUCUUCGUCGGCGAUGGACAAGAAUCCAUCAUUGAUAUGGCGAAGAUGAUGAAGCAGUGGGCUGCGAAGAAUUGGUCAAGACCUGAGGAGCCUCAUAUUCAGAUGAGUAUUAAGAGAAUACUUGUUGAUGUACCCUACAUCACGGUGCAUCAUCACUCUCGGCGGUGGGAGGGAGAUACUGGGAAUCAUGUUAUUGAUAUCUACCGGCUUAAGGAUGAACAAGUCAUCCAGUGCCUGACAACCCGGGACUACCAUGCAGUACCCACCUACUGCUAA